UUGCCAACUAUUACGUAUUAUAGGAGAAGUCUCGUUCAUCAUAUUUCCAAGGUGCUGUUAUGGUUUUUCUUCACUUUUUUAGCGGCGUGUUACCACUGCUUUUCUUCCGAUGCAUCGCUGGAGCCGAAAGUGCGCACGCAGCUCGGCACACAGCAAGACGUCUUCUUCAUGCCAUUCACCUCUCGAAGCAGCUCGUGCAGCGAAAAAGUCGACCCAAAUCAACCAGGAAUUGAAGGCCAGUUAUGUUCAUCUUCACCAUUAUGUGUGACGUUGACACCAAACAUUGAAAACUCCAGUUUUGUUGUGCGCGGAUGCCUGGAGUACACCUUACGACAUAACUUGAAAAAAGAAAACAUCCACAACGAAGGAUGCUACAUGGUACGCUCUCUUUCUUCUCGUUAUCCGAGCAACUUCACAAUGGAAUACGUGCUCUGUGUUUGCAACGGUGACUACUGCAACGGAGCCCAACCUCCAGAUUUCGUACCGGGUCCACUGUUGUUUUCUGGAGAAACGCCAGAGGGACACUUACAGCUUGAAGUCUCUUCCUCAACUUUUAAGCUGUUCGCCAUCAUUUGGACAUUGAUCCUGUUGCGAAUUCUCUUUUGA
Angiostrongylus costaricensis is the source of this 606-nucleotide messenger RNA. The record is from the annotation of a GenBank genome assembly. Lineage: Eukaryota; Metazoa; Nematoda; Chromadorea; Rhabditida; Metastrongylidae.